Molecule: messenger RNA, 468 nt
Organism: Candida tropicalis MYA-3404
Lineage: Eukaryota; Fungi; Ascomycota; Pichiomycetes; Serinales; Debaryomycetaceae
Product: proteasome regulatory particle lid subunit
Exons: 1
Coding region: 1-468 (155 amino acids)
Biological process (GO): ubiquitin-dependent protein catabolic process
Cellular component (GO): cytoplasm; proteasome regulatory particle, lid subcomplex; nucleus
Molecular function (GO): proteasome binding; ubiquitin binding; endopeptidase activator activity
Source: RefSeq, a predicted model, not a curated record
AUGGCAUCAUCCAAAUCUUUAAAAUUCCAUGCUGGGAAAAUCCAAUAUGAUGAAGAAACCAAUCGUUGCACACCAUUGCAACAUAAAGGAGUUAUAUCAAUAAAACCAAGUGCUGAAGAACCAGAUUUCUUAGACUUUACUUGGACUCCUAAACAAGAUCAAACUCAAGCAACUACUGGAACUAUAGAAAGAGAUGAAUUUUUGUUAAUACCUGGGGAUGUAACUGUUAAACAUAUCAAAUCUUGUAAUACUGGACGUGUAUUUGCCUUGACAUUUUUGAGUUCUGGAGCUAAAUAUUUAUAUUGGUUACAAGAUGUUGGAGAUAUAGAUAAUUUGGAUAAAUUGACUGAAAAGGACCAAAAGAUAAUUCAAGAUAUCAAUGAAUUGAUAAGCAUUAAUGAAGAAGAAGAGGAAGAAGAAAUUGAACAAGAAGUGGUUAAAAAGGAGGAAGAACCAGUUAAAGUGUAA